Messenger RNA from Saprolegnia diclina VS20, 2180 nucleotides. RefSeq lists its product as hypothetical. The record is from RefSeq and is a predicted model, not a curated record. Gene Ontology annotation, molecular function: protein phosphatase regulator activity; protein binding. Lineage: Eukaryota; Oomycota; Saprolegniomycetes; Saprolegniales; Saprolegniaceae. The transcript has 10 exons. The coding region runs from base 41 to 2146 and encodes 701 amino acids. Gene Ontology annotation, biological process: protein dephosphorylation.
AUUGCCCCUCCUCGUAGUCGACCGACUAGAGGAGCGCUGGAUGAUGUCCGAGCACGGAGGGUACCAUGACGACCGCGAUGGCGGCCCGACCUUCGAAGACCUCGCGAUCGACGACUCGCUCACUGACCUCGACCGCGUGAUCCGCUAUGUCGACAGCAACAUUGCGCUGCAGCGGGUCAUCCACGUGCGCAUGCUCGAAGAGACGGCAGUCUCGUCUGGCUACGAGAAGACGUGCACCAGCAUCAUUCCGCUUCUCGAGCCGCUUGUGAGCGACGUCGAGUUUGUCGUACGACAACACGUUGCGGGGCAGCUUCCAGGCCUGUGCAAGUUUCUCGUCUCGGCCGGCGGCGACGACGGCUACAAGAUCGUGCUCGAGACCAUGAUGCCCCUCAUGAGCAAGCUCCUUUCGGACGUCCAAGCCGAAGUCCGGCACAUUGCAUGCGAGAGCCUCGUGACGAUCGCCGAAAUUAUCAAGUCGGAAGACCAAGGCCAACACGUGCUCACGCUCGUCCUGCCGUUUGCGCAUGAAGACGACGACGAGCAGAUGCGCAUCACCGCUCUCAUCUUGCUCAACAAGCUCGCCGUCUUCCUCGGCCGCGACCUCUGCUGCCAAUUCUGCGUCCCCGAGUUCAUCUCGCUCUCCGAAGAUCCGGUUUUCCGCGUCCGGAAGGCCAUGGUGCUCAACUUUGCCAACGUGUGCAUGACGGCGGGCCCGGAGGUCACGGAAGAACGCCUCUUGCCGGCGUACACGCGGCUGGCCAAGGACGAAAUCUGGGGAGUCCGGAAGGCGUGUGCCGAGUCGCUCGUCGAUAUGUCCAAGACGCUUGCACCCGAGAAGCGGGCGUCGGCGCUCACACCGCUCUUCACGGCCUUCUCCCACGACGCCUCCAAGUGGGUUCGUAUCGCGGCCUAUCAGCAACUCGGUCCGUACCUCUCGACACUGCCGCCGCACGAGAUCACCGAGACGCUCACCACGUCGUACGCCGACAUGGCAACGCGUCCGACCGCGCUUCUUCUCAGCGGCGCCGAAGCCGACAUGAAGUUUCACUGCGCCUACAACUUUCCGGCGGUCCUGCUCACGCUCGGACGCGACGGCUGGCCGCGCAUUUCGCGCGCGUUUGAGGCGCUGACCGUCGACGGGUUCUGGAAGGUCCGGCGCACGCUCGCACACUCGCUCCACGAGAUUGCGCGCAUUUUGGGGCCGGAAAUGACCGAGGCGCACCUCACGAGCGCCUUUGACACGUUUCUCCAGGACAUUGACGACGUCAAGAUGGGCUCGAUCACCCAUUUUGCCGACUUUUUGGCCGCCAUUUCACCGACCGCGCGCCACGAGUACCUCGCAGUGCUCGCCGAAUUCAACGAUUUUCAAGCGCACUCGAAAUUCAAGCUCAAGUGGCGCUUCCGCGGCCUCAUUAGCGAGCAACUGCCCGCGAUUUGCACGCUCUUUCCGCCCGCCGACACGUUUGCGAUCGUGGCGCCGCUCAUCUUUCAGCUCGUGACGGACGACGUUGCGUGCGUACGCGACUCGAGCUUCCACGCGGUUCCGCUUCUCUUUGCGUGUUUGGCCGAGAACCCCGAGUGGACCGAGGCCCUUGCCGACCAGGUCCGAGCGCUCCAGGCCUCGUCCGUGUACAUACAUCGCCAGAUUUAUAUCCGCGUCUGUCGGGCGUUUGUCCUUGGCGGCCACGCGCCUCUAUUUGAAGCGUCGCUCGCAGCGCCCUUCUUUGCGCUCGCUAGCGACCCAGUGUUCAACGUCCGGCUUGCGCUCGUGCGUAUCCUUGUCGAGCUCCAAGAGCACUUGACGAUCCCGACCGACGCGCUCCGCGCCCUCGGAAACGACCCCCAUGUCGAUAUCCACGUGUGCUUUACCCAGCUCCGAGGCGCCUCGGACGCGGUGUUGACUACCACCGCCGAGGAGACGACAACGAUGGAAGAGGCCGAUGCGUUGGGCGUGGUAACGGACGCUGUCGACGACCUAAAGCUCGUCGUCGAGGAAGAGUCUCCAAGCACUGACGACCAAGAUGAGGCUGCGGGAGGCGACGACGUGACAACGGUGAACGAAGCUGCCGUGUCGGUCGAAGACAUUACUCCGACGAUUGAUGUCGCAGACGUAGCGAUCGACGGUGAGACCCUGUCGCCGCCAUAAGCGGUGCUCUAAAAUAUAUCGGCCUUGCUCGCAA